AUGCGGCGACCCGUUGGUUCGACCACCGCCAUCUGUGGCACGGCGCUGCCCACCGGCUACCCCAGGCGCCUCGGCAGGCCAUGGCUCCUGCAGCUCCUCCGCCAAAGAAGUGCGUCGCCGCCGCUUCCUGUCUCAAAAGCGGUAUGGCAUCCACUACAGCCGUCGUCAGCAUCCGGCACCGGCUCCACCGCCGCCGGAGGUACCUCCGGCCCCAGAGCCACAGCGGUGGUGCCCCGGCUCCAAAGAUCAGCGGCGGCGGUGCCGGGCUCGAGCCUCUGCGUGGCGACUUCGUUCCCAGACGGGUUCCCUGCCGCCGCCCAUGCAGCGCUUUCUUUAGCUGUCUAUGUCCUCCAUACAAACUUAGGGGUCGGGGCCUGGGCUGGUUUAGCAGCGACAUUGGCAAUAAUGGCUUGCAAUAUUCCACUAACCAGAAUGCAAAAGAGGUUGCAAGCCAAGAUCAUGGUUGCCAAAGACAACAGAAUGAAGGCAACAACGGAAGUUCUUAGAAGCAUGAAAAUACUGAAACUUCAAGCAUGGGAUAUGAAGUACCUUCAGAAGCUAGAAACUUUACGAGGCGAGGAGUACAAUUGGCUAUGGAGAUCUGUGAGGUUGUCGGCUCUAACAACAUUCAUAUUUUGGGGAUCACCUGCAUUCAUUUCCUCCAUAACAUUUGGCUCAUGUAUACUGAUGGGGAUUCCUCUUACAGCUGGAACUGUUUUGUCAGCUGUUGUGACAUUCCGCAUGCUACAAGAUCCAAUUUUCACACUUCCUGACUUACUUUCAGUGUUUGCUCAGGGAAAAGUUUCAGCUGAUAGAGUGGCAAAAUACCUUGAGGAAGAAGAAUUGAAUUGUGAUGCAGUUACACAAGUACCGAGAAACGACACAGACUACAAUGUGGAGAUUGAUCAUGGAAUAUUCAGCUGGGAACUUGAGACUACUUCUCCAACUCUGACAGAUGUAGAGUUAAAGGUAAAGAGAGGGAUGAAAGUGUCUAUCUGUGGAAUGGUCGGUUCUGGAAAAUCCAGUCUAUUAUCAUGCAUACUUGGGGAGAUGCCAAAGCUAGAUGGGACUGUCAGGGUCAGUGGCCGCAAAGCAUAUGUUCCUCAAACUGCCUGGAUCCUGUCUGGGAACAUAAGGGAAAACAUUCUGUUUGGAAACACACAUGACAAGGAAAAUUAUGAAAAAAUCAUACAAGCAUGUGCGCUGACAAAAGAUCUUGAGUUGUUUACAAAUGGUGAUUUGACUGAGAUUGGUGAAAGGGGAAUUAACAUGAGUGGUGGACAGAAACAGCGAAUUCAGAUUGCAAGGUCAGUGUAUGAGGAUGCAGAUAUUUACCUCUUUGAUGAUCCUUUCAGUGCAGUAGAUGCCCAUACAGGAAGCCAGCUUUUCAAGGAUUGUGUAAUGGGAAUUCUUAAAGAUAAAACAGUGUUGUAUGUGACCCACCAAGUCGAAUUCCUUCCUGCCGCAGACCUUAUACUGGUGAUGCAAGAUGGUAAAAUCGUGCAGAAAGGGAAAUUCAAUGAACUUCUUCAACAAAACAUAGGGUUUGAAGCUAUAGUAGGUGCGCAUAGCCAGGCUCUUGAAUCUGUUAUAAAUGCUGAGAGUUCCAGCAGAAUACCGUCAGACAACCAAAAAUCAGCAGACAGUGAGGAUGAGUUCGAUACAGAAAAUGAAACAGAUGAUCAACUUCAGGGCAUAACAAAACAAGAGUCUGCACAUGAUGUCUUGCAAGACAUCAGUGACAAGGGGAGGAUAACACAAGAAGAAGAACGGGAAAAGGGAGGCAUUGGCAAGAAGGUUUACUGGGCCUACCUGAGGGCAGUUCAUGGUGGAGCCUUAGUGCCAAUAGCCAGCAACUAUUGGAUGGCAUGGGCAUCACCUCCUACAACUGCAACCACUCCAACCGUUGGAUUAGGCCUCCUCUUCUCUGUAUACAUAGCACUAUCUAUGGGAAGUGCCCUGUGUGUCUUGUCUCGGUCCUUGCUUGUGUCACUGAUUGGUCUACUAACAUCAGAAAAGUUCUUCAAGAACAUGCUCCACUGCAUUCUGCGUGCCCCAAUGUCCUUCUUUGAUUCCACACCUACUGGUAGAAUUUUGAACAGGGCCUCUAAUGACCAAAGUGUUCUAGAUCUGGAAAUAGCAAACAAGCUAGGCUGGUGUGUGUUUUCAAUCAUACAAAUUCUGGGGACCAUUGGUGUUAUGUCACAAGUGGCAUGGCCAGUUUUUGCUAUCUUUGUUCCGGUGACGGUGGUCUAUUUCCUGUGUCAACACUACUACAUACCAACAGCGAGAGAGUUGGCUCGUUUAUCACAAAUUCAAAGGGCUCCAAUUCUACACCAUUUUGCAGAAUCGCUAGCAGGAGCAUCAAGUAUUAGAGCAUAUGGACAGAAAGAUCGUUUCAGAAAAGCAAACCUUGGUCUUGUUGACAACCACUCCAGGCCAUGGUUCCAUAACAUUUCCGCAAUGGAGUGGCUUUCUUUCAGGCUAAACAUGCUAUCCACCUUUGUCUUUGCCUUUUCUUUGACUCUGCUAGUGAGCCUCCCUGAAGGUUUUAUAAACCCAAGUAUUGCUGGACUUGCAGUGACUUAUGCAUUGAACCUCAACUCACAGCUGGCAUCCAUAAUUUGGAACAUUUGCAACACAGAAAACAAAAUGAUAUCAGUUGAAAGAAUAAUGCAGUACUCGAGGAUCCCUAGUGAGGCUCCUCUCGUUCGAUACGCAGAGCAUCUCCCAUCAGUUUUGAGAAACAUAUCAUGCACAAUUCCAGGAAGGAAGAAGGUGGGGAUUGUAGGACGUACUGGUGGCGGAAAGUCAACUUUUAUCCAAGCACUUUUCAGGAUCGUUGAACCAAGGGGAGGAACAAUCGAAAUCGACAAUGUUGACAUCUUGAAAAUAGGGCUGCAUGAUUUAAGAGGAAGACUAAGCAUCAUUCCACAGGAUCCAACAAUGUUUGAGGGAACAGUUAGAGGGAAUCUGGAUCCUCUGAAUGAGUACCCUGAUCAUCGUGUGUGGGAGAUUUUGGACAAAUGCCAGCUUGGUGAUAUAGUUUGGCAAAACCCAAAGAAACUCGACUCCACAGUUGUCGAGAAUGGGGAAAAUUGGAGUGUUGGGCAGAGGCAACUAUUUUGCCUCGGAAGGGUUCUCCUAAAGCGAAGCAAUGUUCUUGUUCUCGAUGAGGCAACUGCUUCAGUUGACUCCUCCACUGAUGCAAUUAUCCAAGAAACGUUCCGCGAGGAAUUCGGGAAAUGA
Molecule: messenger RNA, 3249 nt
Organism: Miscanthus lutarioriparius
Lineage: Eukaryota; Viridiplantae; Streptophyta; Magnoliopsida; Poales; Poaceae
Source: the annotation of a GenBank genome assembly